Molecule: messenger RNA, 686 nt
Organism: Metopolophium dirhodum (rose-grain aphid)
Lineage: Eukaryota; Metazoa; Arthropoda; Insecta; Hemiptera; Aphididae
Gene: Mocs2B
Product: molybdopterin synthase catalytic subunit 1
Exons: 3
Coding region: 148-591 (147 amino acids)
Biological process (GO): Mo-molybdopterin cofactor biosynthetic process
Cellular component (GO): cytosol
Molecular function (GO): molybdopterin synthase activity
Source: RefSeq, a predicted model, not a curated record
GGUGGACCAAUUUAAUUUAUUGGCAAUAGGAAACACAUUUAUAUUAGCUGUCAAUGAGAAUUAUAUAUCUGACAGUUCGCAAAUUACCUUAAAAGAGAAGGAUAUUGUGGCUGUUAUUCCGCCCAUAAGUGGAGGUUAAAAAAAAAAAUGAUUGAUUUAAAGAUUGUGAAUUCUGAACUGGACAUUAGCUCUGCUAUGAAUUCUGUCAACUCGCCACAAUGUGGAGCUAUAUCAAUAUUUAUUGGAACGACUAGAGAACACUUUAAUGGGAAUAAAGUAAAAACAUUAUUUUACGAAGCUUACGAGUCAAUGGCGUUGAAUGAAAUGAAAAGUAUCACUGUGUUGACUAGACAAAAAUGGCCAGAAGUUGUGAACAUUGCAAUACAUCACAGGAUUGGUGAAGUAAAAGUCAGAGAAGCUAGUGUAGUGAUUGCCGCAUCAUCUCCUCAUCGCAAACAUGCUCAAGAAGCUGUCUCGUUUAUACUUGAAAGACUAAAAACCACCGUUCCCAUUUUUAAAAAAGAACAGUACGAAGACGGCAGUGGUGUAUGGAAAGCUAAUGAAGAAUGCGCUUGGAAGAGCAACAAUUGAUAUAUUGUUAAACGUUUAAUAUAUUACUACGUAAUGGGGCAUUCUUCUUAGUUGAAUACUUGAUUAUUUAAUAAUUAAAAUAACCAUAAUAAUGA